AUGAAGACAAAAGCGGUGACAAUGUAUUGGUUUUGUUGGACACAAGUGUUGAUAGGGUUUGCGGCGGUCGUCGGCGGACAAGUGAUGGGUCCGCGGAUGGGAUCAGUUGGCGACCGGGAGCUGGACGUAGUGGUGGGCGGCGGCGGUGUCGGGCAGAUAGUGGGCAGCCAUUUGGCACAUCACGGCAAGUGUGAGCCCAUAACCAUCCCGUUGUGCAAAGACCUCAAAUACAAUGAGACAAUACUUCCCAAUAAUCUGAAUCACAUGAAACAAGAGGACGCGGGUCUGGAAGUGCAUCAGUUCUUCCCACUCGUGAAAGUGCAGUGCAGUCCCGAUCUGCAGAUGUUCUUGUGCUCGAUGUAUGCGCCCGUCUGUACCAUUUUGGACAAACCCCUCCUCCCGUGUCAGUCGUUGUGUCAAUCGGCCAAAAAGGGUUGCGAACUACUCAUGAAUAAGUUCGGCUUCAAAUGGCCGGAACCGCUCAACUGCGACAAGUUUCCCACCAAUGAUGACAAAAGGCGUGGAGUCCUGUGCUUCGGUCAGGACAGCGACCAGUCGUCCGAUGGCUUGUCGGGCGGCGGACCGUAUAAGACGUUCCCCAACACCGCUUCCACGAAACCGUUCGGCAAGAACUCGAACACAACCAUAAGCCGCGACUUAGGCUUUGUCUGUCCCGUCAAUUUCGUGACGCCUCCCGGUAUGGACUAUGUGUUCCGCAUUCAGGGCAAAGACCACAAGAACUGCGGCGCGCCGUGCGAUGGCAUCCUCUUCAACAAAGACGAGCGACGGAUCAUCCGUUUGUGGACCGGUUUGUGGGCCAUCCUGUGUGUGGUGUCCACACUGUUCACAGUAUUGACAUUUUUCAUAGACACCAAACGCUUCCAAUAUCCCGAGCGACCCAUCAUUUUCUUAAGCCUGUGUUACUUCUGUGUCGGCGUUAUUUACAUAUUCGGCUUCGCUUUGGGCGACUCCGUGGCCUGCAAUCAGCCCUUCCCGGCGCCCGACGGCCAGACAAACGUCCAAAUGAUUCGUACGAUCACUCAGGGAAACAAGAAGGAGAAGUGCACUCUUCUCUUUAUGACGCUAUACUUCUUCACGAUGUCGUCAGCCAUUUGGUGGGUUAUACUGACCAUCACUUGGUUCCUGAGCGCCGGACUCAAGUGGAGCCACGAAGCGAUUGACAACAAUUCUCAUUACUUCCAUCUGAUGGCGUGGGCGUUGCCCGCCGUCAAGACAAUCACCGUUUUAGCGAUGAACAAAGUGGAGGGCGAUGUGUUGAGUGGUGUCUGUUUUGUGGGCCUCUGGAACCAGUCGUAUUUGGCCAUCUUUGUGUUGAUACCACUGCUGGUAUACCUAAUAUUGGGCACAUUCUUCCUGACGGCCGGCUUUGUCUCGUUGUGGAGAAUCCGGACACUCAUGAAAAUGGACGGAACCUUCAAAACGGAUAAACUGGAGAAACUGAUGCUCCGGAUCGGCUUCUUCUCCGUGCUAUACCUGUGCCCCGCAAUCCUACUGUUGGCCACCUAUUACUACGAGCACAACAACAUCGACUCCUUUCUGCUCUCGUGGCUCAACGAUGUCUGCCAUAAGCCGGAGUUCGGUAUCCCGUGUCCGGCGCCCAAAGCCGACAUCAAGCCUUCCAAACCAUAUCUAAGCGUAUUUCUAAUUAAGUACAUCACAUGCCUUAUGCCUGGAAUCACGUCCGGCUUCUGGAUCUGGUCUGAGAAGACAUUGAGCUCAUGGGCUCAUCUGUUUAGGCGAAUGUUUUGCCUCAAAACCAGAACCGAAGCCUAUGUAUAG
Molecule: messenger RNA, 1800 nt
Organism: Medioppia subpectinata
Lineage: Eukaryota; Metazoa; Arthropoda; Arachnida; Sarcoptiformes; Oppiidae
Source: the annotation of a GenBank genome assembly